Molecule: messenger RNA, 3126 nt
Organism: Dipodomys spectabilis (banner-tailed kangaroo rat)
Lineage: Eukaryota; Metazoa; Chordata; Mammalia; Rodentia; Heteromyidae
Product: maestro heat-like repeat family member 5
Exons: 25
Coding region: 1-3126 (1041 amino acids)
Cellular component (GO): cytoplasm
Source: RefSeq, a predicted model, not a curated record
AUGUUGGGCCCGCCCAGCGAUGGCUUCCACAUGUCCGCCUGGAGAUCCAACCGCCUCUCUCCCAGGGAGGAGCAAGAGCUGGAGCUUGGGGACUUUGGGCCCUCCACAGACAACUCAGAGGUGGGGCUGGAGGAGGAGUUGUGGAGCCAGCGCCCCCCCUGGGAGGGCACGUUGCUGGGCAGGAUCAGGACGAUGAUGGCCAUGGAGCAGAGCCUGGCGCUGGAGACCAUCUGCCGCUGUCUGGAGGAACACAGCCAGCUCUACCUACAGAACCCAGAAAAGCAGGUGUCAGUGUUUGACAGCAGCGUGCACAAGUUCCUGGAGUUCCUGGGCCUGGACCCCAAGAAGUCUGAGGAGAAGGCUUUUCUCUUCCGCCUGUACGGGCUGAUCCUGCGGGAGUGUGCGUCCUCAGAGCGGGUGGAACACCACCUGGCCUGCCUCCUGGAGCUGUCCCACCAGCCCUCCAGCCAGCGUGAGGGCAUUGCGCUGGCCGUGGGCCUGGCGUCCGCCAGGCACCUGAAGGAGGUGUGGGCCCUGCUGGAGCACCUAGGCCGCACCAGGUUCCUGAGGUCGGUGGUCACGCCGGAAGAGAGCCAGGACGAGGUUCUGAAUGCCAGCUUCCUCACCGCGGCCAUCCUGCUCACCCGAGCCCUCAGGCGCGAGUAUGGCGCCCAGAACUACAAGUUCACACAGACGCCGGAGCUCAUCCACUGUCUCCUGAGCAUGCUCCAGAAGGAGCCCAACUUUCUGGCCACCCUCCUCCGGCAGAAGAUCAUCCUGGUCAUCGUGGGGCUGAGCAACCUGCGGCCCAGCCUCAAGCCUGUGGUGAAGUCCCGGGUCCUGCAGACGUGUCUGCGGAGCGUGUACUCGCUGCCCCCGCCGGAGGCACUGCGGAGCAGCCUGCCCCCGCUGGAGCCCGCCCCCGACGUCAUGGCGCUGUAUAAGAAGACAGAGCGCGCCCUCGAUCUGCUGCUCCAGAACUUCGUCUCCGAGAACCCAAGCAUGGAUGAGGUCUGCUUCCUCCUGCAGCACAUGGAGCACUGGCUGGAGUCAGAAAUGACCCACGAGGUCAAGCGGGCCGUGCAGUCCAUCUUCCUGCUCCUGCAGCACGUGGUGGGGUCCAUGAAGUUCGGCGGAGAAGCCAUGCCUUCCAUACUGGGCCACCAGAUUGGCCUGCUGACCUUGCUGUGGAGAGACAAGGAUGAGUGUACCCACUACCAUGCCCACCAGUGCGUCUUCCUGCUCCUGCAGCUCAUGGCUCAGCAGAAGGGGGUGUCGGUGGAUUUGUCACACUGGAAUAAAAUGAAGAACUUUGAAGCCAAGGCCUCCAAAGACUGGGAGGUGAAGCUCUCCCACACGGCCAAGGCCCUGGAGGAGGGCCUGACUGUGGCCCAGCACACCCAGCUGGUCCUCACAUUGCUGCAGAGCCUCUGUGGCCAAAGCCAGCUGCGCUGUGACCUGGCGUCCAAGCUCCUCCAGCUGAUCUUCAGCACACCUAGCAUCCGGACUGAGCAGGUGGCGGAGAUUCUGCACAGCCUGUUCCGGGAGCUACCCAGCAUCCAGUUCAAGAGCAUCCAGCAGACCAUGAUGAAGGCGGUGCUGGACCUGGGCCUGCAGCACACCCAGGAGGUGGUUGAAGUGAUUUUGUCCCUGUGCCACCCCUCAGAGAGGCGGCUCCUGUCCCUGUGGAAGGCCCUGGCUGCCCAGUACCAGUUAGCCCGCAAGGUCAUCACCCUCCUCUACAUGAAGCUGAAGCUCCGGCCCCCUAUGGAGCACGUCCGGACCUCCCACCAGGUCCAGCUCAUCUCCCUGCUGGCUCUGGGAACCAUUUAUGAGCUCCUCUACACCCAGGAGUACAGGGAGACUGUCCGCUGGGCCUUUGCUGGGAUUCUCCUGGGCCUACUCACACAGCUUCACUAUUUGUUUGAGCUGGGAUUUGUGGAGGGCAUCUCAGACUACGAGGAAGACAUCUUGGAGGCCAGGCCCCUCGGGCCCUGCAGGACCUGCCUAGAAGCACUGAAGGGUCUGUUUUGGACCACGCACUACUGGGAGGUGUUUGCCCACAUCAAGCUGCUCCAAGGCUGGCAGCUCUUUGAGCGCGUGGAGACUUACGCAGAGGGCGUGACACUGCUGGCCAGGACUAUGACCCAAUAUAACUGUGAGGUCAAGGCUGUCCUGGGGCAGGCUGUCAUCUUCCUGAAGAGCGUGGAGGAGCGGGACAAUGUUGUAGCCAUCCUCAUCAUCACGGAGUUUCUCAACAGCCCGGACAUCUCCCAGCACACGUCCCGCAAGACCAUCAGCAGCUCCCUGAGCCUGGGCCUCAACCACCCCAGCAAGUGGGUGCGGGCCUCGAGCCUGAGCGGACUCAGCAGCACCCUGAUGCACCCUAAGAAGGUGACCCUGCUCCGAAGUCAGCUGAUGGGGCUGCUAGAAGCCUUCCUGCAGCCCGAUCCCAAGGACCUCCUGGGCCUAAUGCAGAUCCUGGGCGAUCUCCUGCACCGCCUGGGCAUGCAGGGUGUGGGCGCCCUCAGCCUCAAGGUGGCCCAGCACCUGCUGCUCCUGUUUGAGGAUGAGAGGGCUGAGGUGCGAGAAGGCGCCAUCUUCCUGUUUGGGGACAUCAUCCACAGCAGUGGCCACAAGUGUCAGCAGGCACUCAAGGCCCUGGCCGUGCAGGCCCUGGUGCCCCUGCUCUUCCACCUGCUGGACUCCUCCCCCAGAGUGGCCAUGAGGUCCAAGCUCACGCUCCUGCGCUGUGCCAUCGUGCAGAAGUGGGAGUUCCGGAAGGAGCUGUUCAGCAAGCUGGCAUGGGGCCGAGGGCUGGGGGCUGAGAACGACAUUUUCAUCUACAUGAUGGAGAGCAACUUUGGCAGCUACCACCAGUUCCUCAUGCAAGCCUUUACCUACCUGGGCAGCUCACAGAACAACCUGAAGGUGGCAGCCAUGAAGUUCAUCGGGGGCAUGCUGCAGGACUACUUCACCGACCUCUGCUUCUACUUGAAGAAGAGCGAUGUGAAAAUCCUUAAGAACCAUCUGGAGGCCCUCAGCCAGGACACAGACUCCACGUGCCGCAGGUUCUACCGCAGGUCCUUAGCAGACAUCGUGGAACUGUCCUACUUUGUGACCUGA